UUUCUGGUGGAUGAGAAGGAAUGGUGUUUUCUCCUGACAGGUGGUGUGGGUCUGGAUAACCCUCAUUUGAACCCCUGCACCUGGUUGAGGUGGAGCGCUUUAAAGGCCUGAGGAAAGAACUGGCUCGAUACCGGGAGGGCUGGAAAGAGGUUUACGAUAGCAAGGACCCCCAUCACACUGCUUUCCCUUCAGAGUGGCAAGAGAAACUAGGACAAUUUCAAAGGAUGCUAGUUAUAAGAUGCUUACGGCUAGACAAGAUUGUUCCCUUGGUUCAAGAGUUUGUGUCAGACAACUUGGGGCAGCAGUUCUUUGAGGUGCCACCCUUUAAUUUGGCCACGGCUUUCACCGACAGUCAUUGCUGCGCUCCACUCAUCUUUAUCCUGUCUCCAGGAUCGGACCCCAUGGCAGCACUGCUCAAAUUUGGUGAGGAACAGGGUUUCACAGGCAAUAGACUGACCUCCCUGUCUCUGGGACAAGGUCAGGGCGCCAUCACAAUGAGCAUGAUAGAGACUGGCGUCAAGGAGGGAACCUGGGUGGUUUUACAGAACUGCCACCUGGCCACUUCUUGGAUGUCCACCCUUGAGUAUAUUUGUGAAGCGCUGAAUCCAGAUACAACUCAUCCAGAUUUCCGCUUGUGGCUGAACCUCUCCCAACUUUCCUGUGGCUGUACUGCAAAACGGAGUCAAAAUGACCAAUGAGGCUCCCAAGGGGCUGCACAUCAUCCAUUCUUUCCACAUGGACCCCAUAUCUGACCCUGAGUUCUUUGACAGUACCUCAAAGCCGGCUGUCUUUAAGAAGCUGCUGUUCAGCCUGUGCUUCUUCCACACCUUGACCCAGGAGAGAAGAAAAUCUGGUCCUCUAGGCUGGAACAUCCCCCAUGAUUUCAACGAGACAGACCUCUGGAUCUCUGUCCAGCAGCUACUCAUGUUUUUGGGCCAGUAUGAGGUGAGAUCACACGUGUACCUUUCUCGUCUUUGUAUUCACACACAAGCAAAUCUUCUUUUACUGUUCUUGAAACACACACACAGUCUUCACGUCACCCUUUUUCUUUUCAUGCUUUCCAGCAUGCCCCUUAAACCACCCCUAAAAAAAGAGCGUUCUUGACAUUUUUCCAACUUCAGAGAAGCACUCCUCAUACUACCCUUCCUCCUUUCAAAAA
Cyprinus carpio (common carp) is the source of this 1159-nucleotide messenger RNA. Its product is annotated as dynein axonemal heavy chain 7-like. The record is from RefSeq and is a predicted model, not a curated record. Gene Ontology annotation, biological process: microtubule-based movement. The coding region runs from base 225 to 698 and encodes 157 amino acids. NCBI's taxonomy places the organism in Eukaryota, Metazoa, Chordata, Actinopteri, Cypriniformes, Cyprinidae. Gene Ontology annotation, molecular function: minus-end-directed microtubule motor activity; dynein intermediate chain binding; dynein light intermediate chain binding. Gene Ontology annotation, cellular component: dynein complex. The transcript has 6 exons.